Messenger RNA from Sebastes umbrosus (honeycomb rockfish), 2956 nucleotides. RefSeq names its product rho-related GTP-binding protein Rho6-like. The record is from RefSeq and is a predicted model, not a curated record. The transcript is spliced from 5 exons. The coding region runs from base 169 to 867 and encodes 232 amino acids. Gene Ontology annotation, molecular function: GTPase activity; GTP binding. Gene Ontology annotation, biological process: small GTPase-mediated signal transduction. Lineage: Eukaryota; Metazoa; Chordata; Actinopteri; Perciformes; Sebastidae.
CCGCAGUGAUCCCCUCACUGCUCUGCCUCACUCACUGCCUCACUGACUGACUACUGACUGUCUGAGGAAGAAGAGGAGCUACACACUGAGAGGAUUUACACAACUUUAUCUCUGUUAUUCCCACUCUUGUCUCUGCUUGAUAGUCUGCUCGGUUCAUCCAGCUGCAGCAUGAAGGAGAGGAGACUAACUCAGCCGUGUGUAGCGAGGUGUAAGCUGGUGCUGGUCGGGGACGUCCAAUGCGGUAAAACUGCGAUGUUACAAGUCCUGGCCAAGGACUGCUAUCCAGAGACUUACGUCCCCACUGUGUUUGAGAACUACACCGCCUGUCUGGAGCUUGAAGACCAGCGUGUUGAGCUCAGCCUUUGGGACACAUCAGGUUCUCCAUACUACGACAACGUCAGACCCCUCUGCUACAGCGACUCAGAUGCAGUGCUCUUAUGCUUUGACAUCAGCCGACCAGACAUAGUAGACAGUGCGCUGAAGAAGUGGAAAGCAGAGAUCCAGGACUUCUGUCCCAGCACACGGAUCCUACUAAUAGGCUGCAAGACUGACCUGCGCACAGACGUUUGCACGCGCAUGGAGCUGUCCAAUCAGAAACAGACUCCCGUCGCCCAUGAACAGGGUUCGUCCUUGGCCAAGCAGCUGGGAGCCGAGGCUUACCUGGAGUGCUCAGCCUUCACGUCAGAGAAGAGCAUCCACAGUGUUUUCCGUACUGCGGCUCUGGCCUGCAUGAACAAACUCCAGCCUGCCAAUAAACCCAGCCCCGUCCGCCGCCUCUCCAAGAGACUGCUACACCUGCCCAGCAAGACGGACCUGCUCUCCUCCACCUUCAACAAGGACAAGUCCAAGAGCUGCUCCAUCAUGUGAAUACCGCUGAGAACACGCUGGGGAAAUAAAAGAAAGCAAGGACAAGCUCAGCAAAGGGUGUGCAAGGGAAAGAGAGCAAUGGUUUCUACAAAGCAUCUCUCUCCUUUGCAGCAUCCUCCCCAAACUUCAAAAAAAGUUUGCUUCACUCUCUAUAUUCAACUCUGACACUGAACUUUCGAUCAUGACAUAUCACCAGCACACCAGUGCAGAGACAGAGUGGAAAAAUGUUUGAUGUUGAAAAUAUUUCUGAUCUGUUAAAUACACCUGUACAAAGAGAGCAUAGCAGGCACUCACUUAAAGGUUGCUGUGAGAGCUUGAAUAAGGUCAGUGCCUCCUCUUUUCCAAGUGGCUGUAAACACUGCAUUUGACUCCAUUACCCUGAUGAGACCCGUUUGAAAUUCUGAUAGCGAUGCCCUUUCCCAUCCAUCUCUUUCUUUUCUGAAUGUCUCUUUAAGGUCACGAUAUGGGCUGAGUGACGAGAUGAAAUGUAAAAUCUGACAGUGACAGGAAGCGGUGCCUACACAAAAGCGGCUCGGGGAAUUUAAAACAGCAGUCCUUGAAGAUGUUAUUCCCCCGCUGACCCCUCACGGUAUUUCGUUUGGAAAUUAAGGCUGACAGUGGAGGAAAAAAGGGGAGAGAAGGGAGGGAUUUGGCAAAGCAAGAGCGUUCAUUUUGCAAAGGCAAGUCGGAGGACGAACCGAGAGCACGUCUCAAGGAGCGCAGUGUGACUCAGCACUCACACGAGCUACAAAACAGUCCAGGGGUGGACACGCUGUGACAAAACAAACACUAAAUCCUGGGCCAUGUAAAGACCGCCUGAGCAUGUUUUUGUCAGAUCCCCUUUCAUUAGCCAUCACCACACACAUCACAACAUCAUUGUUCAAUGUUAUUAAUCACAAGGCUUGAUUUGGUGAUGUUACAUGAAUGAUGCAUCACCUCACUGUUCCCUGAUACGUUAAGAGCUGCAUGGCAGCUUAUUUCCAGCAAAAACGCAUUUUUUCUUGGUCUUUAAAAGGUUUCUUUUUACACAAGCCCAACUGUUUUUGUACCCAAAGGAGUCAUAGAAAUCUUCUUCUUCCUCUGCCUCAUGGAUAUUUGAUAGUAAUAGUCCUCAACUUUGAACUUUGGACAGCUGAAUAUGGUUAACAGUUAUCCGAGAUGCCUCUGCCUGGAUAAGCUGCAUUAUUAUAACACUAAAUAUCCCUGAGAUGAUAGGUGGGAAGCUUGAAUUGAAUCACACAAACAGGCUGGUCCUGUCUGGAGAAAGAUAUUUUUUCCUUUCCUUUUUUUAAAAAAAACCAACAAAAAGUAUUCAUAACAUUUUCCAUUUAUUAAAUAACUUUUUUUCCUGGAUGUUUCUACUUGCUUGUGGCUGUCUUUGGUGUGUGUUUUUUUUGUAGCUGUUGAUGUUGUAUUCACUUGAGUCUCCUGGCAUUAGCGGCUGUUGACAGCUCGGCUAAUGCAGGACUUGAUGAUUUGUAGGUCUGCACCGAGAAGCCCGGAGUUCUCUGGAUGUACAGAACACUGGAAUUUUAAGUGUUGCCUAGCAACAGUGUGAGCAGGGGCAGCGUGAGUGGGGUCCUCACGGAGAGAGAGAGAGAGGGAGGGAUGGCUCUCCGAGAGGGCGCCUCACCUUUUAUUUGUAGCAUUAGACAGAAGCCACUGCGAAGGUGACGGCUGGACAUUUCAGGGAGCGGCAGACUGCUCAUGAUCUCCACAUGGUUUUAAAGACCCCACGCUGGUAGCAGCCACGAGUGGGUUGUUGGAAACAACGUGCUGUCUUAAGACAUGCCUCUGUAGCUCUGCUUCUUCUUUCAAACAAGCUCCACUUGGUUCAAAUAUACAGCCGUCAUUUCACUUUUUCCUCACUUGCUCGUUUUUUGACAGGCAGACUUGUUUUUUGUUGUACAUAUCCUUCCAAGUAAAACUGUUUAUUAUAAACCCUUAAAAAGAAUGUUACUGAAGCAAAACAAAAUGUUUGUGUCAAGUUGCCUAUUAUGGCUUUAAGUUAUUGACUGAAUUCUGUAUUUGUUAUUGUCAUACGCUACUUUCUUUAAGUCUUUAUUUAAAUAAAUAUGUCUGAAGUUCA